CAGCAACAGGCUGAGAUAGCAUCAGGGAGGGAAGCAGCUACAGGAAGGGUGUAAGGAUGCAGUGACGCGUCACUAAACUGGUUUAGAAGUAAGUUGUGUUCUGGUGUGAUGCUGUCUGGAUGUAGAAGUGAUGGCGACGUGAUGGCGCUCUAAGGAUUUAGGAUUUUCAUUCAUUUAAGAUGGAAGAACCUGAGGACAGUAUUGCUGUGGUGGGAAUCGGAUGCAAUUUUCCAGGAGGAGAAGGGCUUGAUAAUUUCUGGAAGGUUCUGGUGGAUGGAAAAAACUGUUCGGUGCCGAUUCCCAAAGAGAGAUUUGACCUGUCCAGCUGGUACGACCCAGAUGGCAGCAAGGCAGGAAAAUCCCGAACAGCCAAGGCUGCUCUCAUUGAUGGGUUUAACGAAUUUGACCACAAGUUCUUUGGCAUCAGUGACAGUGAAGUGGAACAAAUGGAUCCUCAACAAAAACAGCUCCUCCAGUGUGUCUAUAGGGCUUUAGAGAACGCUGGAAUUCCUGUCGAGAAAGCCAGCGGGACAAAGACGGGAGUGUUUUUUGGCAUAAUGAACAGAGAUUAUGAAACAAAUGCUGCACACGUGCACCCAAGUGUGAUCAACCACUGGACCGGCACUGGGCUCGCCAUGAGCAUUGCAGCAAACAGAGUCUCCUACAUCUUCAACUUCACUGGACCCUCACUGUCUCUAGACUGUGCCUGUUCAUCAUCACUGGUGGCUCUUCAUCUUGCAUGUCUGUCCAUUAGACAAGGCGAUUGUGACAUGGCCGUUUGUGGGGGGGUCAGCUGCAUCAUUGAGCCAAGGGUGUUUGUCGCGCUCAGCAAGGCCCAGAUGAUUUCCCCCGAUGGGACCAGCAAGCCGUUCUCCAGCAGAGCAGAUGGUUACGGUCGAGGGGAGGGCUGUGGUGUGGUUCUCCUGAAGCCGCUAAAAAAGGCUCUUCAAGACCAUGACCACAUAUGGGGUAUCAUCAGCAAAACAGCAGUCAACCAAGAUGGACACUCGGUCACUCCGAUCACCAAACCCUCCAUAACGCAACAAGAGGAGCUGCUGCGAGGUAUCUAUUCAGAAUCUGACAUCACUAAUGUCCAGUACAUAGAGGCUCAUGGGACUGGAACUCCAGUUGGAGACCCAACUGAGGCAGGAAGCAUCUCCAACGUCAUCGCUAAAGCCAGACCUCCAGGUUCUGAGACGCUGCUGGUCGGAUCUGUGAAGGGCAACAUCGGACACACAGAAUCUACAGCUGGAGUGGCCGGACUCAUUAAGGUUCUCCUGAUGAUGAAGCAUGACACUAUUGUUCCUUCAGUUUUCUACUCUGAUGAAAUGUCCAGUGUAAACACUGAAGCCCUGAACAUUAAAAUUCCCAAGACAACAGAAAAGUGGGAAGCCUCAGGCGCAAGAAUUGCGGGGGUUAAUAACUUUGGCUUUGGCGGAACAAAUGCACAUGUUAUUGUCAAACAGCACAUCCAACCAUGUGUCGAGCAAAAGAGUGACAAGAGGCAAGUAAGAUAUUUUGUCAUGUCUGCAAAGUCACAGAAAUCUCUUACAAUGAUGAUGGAAGACACCAUUAAACAGCUACAGGCAGAUAACAAUGUCAAUGUAGAGUCUCUGUUGUACACAUCAGCUUGCAGAAGAAGCCACCAAAAACAUAGAUACAGAAAAGCCAUUGUGGUACCAUCUGUAGUCAAUCUCAAAGAGGAGCUAAGUGCCACUGUUGGCAAAAAAAUCCAACCAGCCUCUUCAGAUCCAAGGUUAGUGUUUGUGUUCUGUGGAAAUGGAGUCACAUAUCAUGGCAUGUGCAAGCAGCUACUGAAACAUGAGCCUAUAUUCAGAGAAAAGAUCAAAGAGAUUGCACAACUUUUCCAGAGUCUGUGCACUCUGGACAUCCUGGACACACUCGAGAGUGAGACUGAGAGUAGUGACUUCAACAACCCAGAUGUUGUCCAACCGCUCCUCUUUGCGAUCCAGGUUGGGAUUGCAACCCUACUCAAGCACUGGGGGGUCAAGCCUGAUGCGAUUCUUGGACACUCCGUUGGUGAAGUUGCCGCCGCUCACUGCUCGGGCCUCCUGUCUCUGGAGGAUGCGGUGAAAGUCAUAUAUUUCCGCAGCACUCUCCAGAGCAAAGUCACAGGCGGGAAGAUGCUUGUGAUCAGCAACAUGGCUGUGUCAGAAGUAACAUCUCUUCUCCCUGUUUACUCUGGUAGAGUCUGCCUUGCUGCUUUCAACAGCCCGCAGUCCUGCACCCUCUCAGGUGAUGCAGGUGCAAUCGAGUGCCUCCACAGGGAGCUAAGCAACUCGGCUAACAAUCAGAACCUGUUCCUCCGUGUCCUGGAUGUCCCUGCUGCUUACCACAGCCACAUGAUGGAUCCAAUUCUGCCAGAAGUCGAAGCGACAAUUGGCACCUUACAGGUGAAUGAUCUUGACACAGAGUUGUUCUCUACAGUGACAGGCAAGGAAGCCCAGCAGGGAGAUUUUUGCACAGGGGAAUACUGGGCUACAAAUAUCCGCGAGCCAGUUGCUUUUGAGCAGGCAGUGAGAUCGGCAGCUAAAGAGAAGAAGAGCACAGUCUUUGUAGAGAUCGGACCUAGAAGGGCGCUACAGAGAAACAUCAUUGAAACUCUGGGAAAUGACACAACUGUUCUUGCCUCGGUGCAGCCAGAGAAAGAUCACGAAUCAGUCACAUCUGUAGUUUCGAAACUGUUCGAACUGGGUGUUCAGGUAGAUUGGGACACCUUCUACAGAGGUUAUGAGUCAGCGCCACUGCCUUUCCCAAAAUACCAGUUUGAUCACUCAGACAGAGACAUUAUCAUCUCAGCAGCACAGAAAAACAGAAGAAGUAUACAUCCUGUGCUCUGUCAGACAGGAGGUGAGAGGAAUAGUUUCAGCUGUGAUCUUGUGUCUGACUCUUCUUUCUACUUGAAGGAGCACAAGCACAAUGACAUACCAAUUAUUCCUGGUGCCUUCUAUGCUGAGUUGGGUUUAGCUGCAUUUAUGGCCACUGCCGUACCAAAAGUACCCAUCAACCCGCUACAGCUCAGUGUCAGUUUUCACAGUCCAUUUGUUUUGACCCAGAAUUCCCCUGAAAUGAAGGUGCAACUAGAACAAAAAGAGAGAGAGACUAGUUUCACUGUACUCUCUCCAUCUGCAGUGUACGCAUCAGGCACAGUUGCUUUAAAGAGAAAGAGACCGAUUGAGGAGAGCUGUAUUUCCUUGAGCUCCAUUUACAAACGAUGCACAUCUGUAGUGAGCUGUCAGGAGUUUUACGGUUAUCUCGCUCAAGGAGGCUUCCAGUAUGGAGAUGUCUUUCAGAAUAAAGGGGACGUGCACUAUGGGGAAGAUCUAAAGGAGGCAUUUGCAGUUGUAACGGUUCCAGAGAAACUGCGUUCUCAUUUGCAUGACUAUUACAUUCAUCCUGUAGUUUUGGAUUAUCUGAUGCAGCUUCUCCCAGUCACAGUGGACCACUUCUUUGCUGGUCGGCCAGGGUUUCCUGCCAAAAUUGGAAGUCUGACAGUGUUUCAACCCUUGCAAAAUGAGAUGAUUGUAUAUCUGAGAGCGACUGACGUGGGAGUUGAUCAUUUUGAGGUUUGUGGCUGCUUUGCGGACAUGGAAGGCAGAGUGUUGGUUGAGGUUAAGCAUGUGAUGUUCAAGUACCUUGGCAGUCAGUCUCAUGUGGUUGAGGAAUACUUCUACCAUAACACUUUCAGUGUCAUUCCCCAAGGUUUCCCUCCUGCUCCUCCUCCCAAGGCUUUGGUCUUCUGUGACCGUAUAGGGAUCUCUAAAGGUCUGAGGCAACAUUUGGACUCAAAGUCUAAAUAUGUCUCCUUCACACAUGCAAAAGAUGUCUUGAGCAGUGGGUUUCCUUCUCUCUUGGCAAAUCUCAAUAUCACAGAUAUCGAGAAGAGCUUUGAUGAGGUUUUGUUUUUGUGGGGCAAAGAAAACCUUUUAACACUGCCAGCUGAUGUGAUUCUGCAAAAUCUGUCGAGCUGCUGUGAAAUUUUCCGCCAAAUAGUCCUUGAGCUGAAGCGAAUUCACUUCCCAAACUCAAUUAGAGCAGUGACCUACUGCUCAUCUGACAUCACUGUUGACCACAUAAGCCCAGGUUUUGCUCUUGCUGGUAUGACAAGAGCAUUUGCUGCAGAGAUACCAGAUCUUUCUUUUCAGCUUAUUGAUAUAAGCAGCAUCUCUGCUAAGGACAUAGAAGCUCUGUCAGAGGUCCUAAGAUCAUAUCCUUGCAACAAGUACCCAGAGUUGGUGGUCAAAGAAGGGCUGAUUUGGAAACCUUCCAUUGUCCGUACCCCACCAGAAACCACUGACAGUUCAGAGGGCAGCUACACCUCUACAAUGUCUGAACCUUGCAUCUUUCAGACAGCUGAUGCACAUAAGAUGACUCAACUGAGUGCCAUUCAUUUUGAUGAGGAGGUUGAGCCAAUCGGUGAUGCAUCAGUUGAAAUCCAGCCCAGUAAGAUAUGCGUUCAUUCGUCUGAUUACUUCGCUGUCAGUGAUUCACAUCGGAAACACGGCCAGACACUGUACUGGAACAAACACUCGUAUCAGAAGCACAAGCUGCUCGCUCUUGACUUCAGUGGUACCAUUACAGCAGUUGGAAAAGAUGUGCGGAAAUUGAAAGUGGGAGAUCAUGUUGCUUCCUGUUAUCCCGUGGUGGCAGCUAGUAAGGUCAGAGUUCCAGAGGACGUGUGUUACAGCACCAAAAAGUUCUCUUUCCUCCAAAAAACACCAUGUGUUUCCUACUUUGUGUUAGCAUGGGAGCUCCUGCAUCGAGCCUUGCCCAGAGGCAAACAUAAUUUACAAAUCCUCUGCUCUGUGCCUGAUUCCGCCCUGGUGAAAGUCUUAGCGCUCACCUCUGAAAAAUCAGGCUGGACUGUGAAUGUUGGCUCAACUGUAGAUGUCAAUCAAAUGGAUGCAUAUGUCAUCCUGCCUCCAUUUGAUGAAUCCCUGAUUGCUAAAAUUUGCAACUUUUCAGGCAUCCGAUAUGUUGUAAUGAUAUGCAAAUCUCAGAUGCAGGGUUUGCUAAUUCAGGAAGUGCUCCAAAAUGUAAAGGAAAGCGUUCACGUACAGAUGAUUCAGAUGCCUGUCAUUUUGCAAAAGGGAUCCCUGAGAGCACACAGGCCACACAUUUACCACUGGCUGAAAUCCCUGAACUUGUGCGGGAAAAUUGCUAUUGAAAGCUUUACGUUUCAGAGCAUGAACUCUGAAACCAGAAGCCUGAAUUCAGAGGAACCGCAAUCAUACUUCAGCUCAACGAAACUGGCUGUGGUGACUCUGGAAAAAGAUGUUGCCGAUACGCUGUCUGACAUUCAACAGCUGGCAGGAAAGAAACAGCUUUUUCGAAAGAGAGCAGUGUACAUAGUGGCAGGAGGUCUUUCUGGUCUGGGCUUUGAAACAGUCAGGUUCAUCUCCCAAAGAGGCGGUGAGUAUGUCAUCAUACUCUCCAGGAGCAAGCCCAGUCCAGAAGUGCAGAAAGAAAUCCACAAUAUGGAGAGACAGUUUGGAAACAGCAUCACCAGCAUGGAGUGCGACAUAUCUGUCUCUGAGCACGUGCACCAGGUUAUCAGUGUCAUUGGCCAGAAGUUCCCCUGUUGUCCAAUCAGAGGAGUGUUUCACAGUGCAGUUGUCUUGCAUGAUGGGCUGAUUGAGACCCUCAACAGAUCUCUGUAUGAGAAGGUUUUUAGACCCAAAGUAAAUGGUGCCCUGAAUCUGCACUAUGCAACACAACACUGUCAGUUAGACUACUUCGUGUGUUACUCUUCCAUCUCGGCUUUUCUGGGAAACGCAUCGCAAACAAACUACGCAGCAGCCAACACAUUCCUCGACAUGUUCUGUCAGUACAGACGCAGACUCGGGCUGUCUGGACAGUCCAUCAACUGGGGAGCUCUGAACCUCGGUCUGCUCUUGAACAAAGAACAUUUACAGCGGUUUCUGGAGGGAAAGGGCAUGAUGGUGUUAGAUGUGGCAGAGAUUCAUAAAAGCUUGGAGCAAUGUCUUGUGCUCAACCGACCCCAGCAAGUUGUUUGCAGGUUUCACUUCAGAAACAUCAGGCACAACAUCCUCUCUCAGAAUGCAUCCCUGGCCAUGCGUCUGUACGCGAUAGUAGAGGAGGCCCUCCAAAAAUCUAAAGAUAUACAUUUUCAAACUAAGCAAACUGACUCUGUCUCACCAAAAGACUAUGUUUUUUCCCUGCUUUGUGAGACCAUUGGCAUAGAUCAGAGUGAGCUCAAGGGUGAGUCACUUCUUUCGUCUCUAGGCGUUGACUCCAUGCAGGCCAUGACUCUGCAGAACAUGAUGUUUCAACAGAGAGGUGUGAAUGUGCCUUUGGUGAAACUGUUGGAUCCCAAUGCCACAGUGUCAGCUGUGGUAGCCGUACUGAGUGAAGGAGCUGAGGGUGAAACCCAAGACUCUCUUCCAGUUGAGGACAUUGAUGAUGUUUCCACCAGGUUGUAAAAACUUCAGAUGCAAACUGUCUUUAGAGAAUCAGUCAUCACAGCAUUAUAACAGUGGAUUAAUUGAAAACCUUUCCGUUGUAGUCAAUCGAAACGUUUUGAUGACCAUUGUCAUGUGUCAGAAUUCAUAUUCAUGAUGUACUUUGCAUUCUUUGUUUUUGUGCAAAUCUUUAUUUGUGGUUUUGUUUCAUUUCCGAAUUGCAGCUUUAUAAACAUACAUGAUUAGUAAUUCAUGUGUUGUAUCAGUUUAACUCAUUUUGCUCAUUGAUAUGUUAAUGAUGAAGACUUGAAAGAAAUACAGUUGAACAUGCAACAGCUUGAUCAUUUGUUAAAUAAUUUAUGUAAAAUACAUGCCUUCAUUUGUAUCAUUUCAUUUUAAUAAAAGCUGUACCCUUAAAGCUUUCUCUGUAAUUAAGCCUCACAGGGUUCAACAAGGUUCUAAAACAAAGUUAUGUCACUAAUUUACACAAAAUGACAACAAAAAAAUUUAUUUUCUCUUGUUGUACUGGUCUGUUUGAUGAGAUGUCUAUUUUUACCACACUGAUAUUUGCAGUUGCUUUUUAAAAGAAACUUUUAAUCACAGUUAUUGUUUUAAAAUAACCUGCCUAAUGUCUUUGUUGUUAUUUUUUGCUUUGCUAUGACCCAAUAAAUCGAUCGAGUUUUACACUCCA
Stegastes partitus (bicolor damselfish) is the source of this 7134-nucleotide messenger RNA. Its product is annotated as probable polyketide synthase 1. The transcript is spliced from 6 exons. NCBI's taxonomy places the organism in Eukaryota, Metazoa, Chordata, Actinopteri, Pomacentridae. Gene Ontology annotation, molecular function: 3-oxoacyl-[acyl-carrier-protein] synthase activity. The record is from RefSeq and is a predicted model, not a curated record. Gene Ontology annotation, biological process: fatty acid biosynthetic process. Bases 180 to 6464 code for a protein of 2094 amino acids.